GCGAACGAACAGCAAAAGGUAACACAAAAAAAACACGCGUCGAAAAGAAUCAUCAAUAAGGAAAAUUUCAUAUAACUAACAUUUAGCAAACAAAUAGUGCCGAAUGCUUACUGUAUACGAACAACAAAAGUAUUACUGUUUUCAAAUAAAUAUAAGAAAAGCUUUAAUAACAAUACUGUGUUAACAAUGAAGUGAAAUAGGAAUUUUACGCCGCAACUGCUUUAAACAAUUUUAUAAUGCAAUUUUGCACAAACUAAGACUUAAUAAAUAAUAAGGAUUUCGGAAGAUACGGCAUGUUAUUAGGCUUGAACGAGCUAACCACAACACGGCGACUUUUAUUUAUUGUGGCUGUACUGCUGAUUGUACUAUAUGCAAAGAACAAUAUACUACCCAUAUUGGGAGUCGCAUUGGACAGAGAUUAGCUGGUAGCUGAUAUAAGGAUGACUGAUAGACGAGUUUCAUAUUUUUACAAUGCCGAUGUGGGCAAUUUCCAUUAUGGAGCGGGGCAUCCAAUGAAGCCACAACGCCUGGCCGUCACUCACAGCCUGGUCAUGAAUUAUGGAUUGCACAAAAAGAUGAAAAUUUAUAGACCAUACAAAGCUAGUGCACAGGAUAUGCUGCGGUUUCAUAGUGACGAAUACAUCGCAUACCUGCAGCAAGUGACUCCACAAAAUAUUCAAUGCAAUUCCGUCGCCUAUACUAAGUAUUUGGCACACUUUAGCGUGGGGGAGGACUGUCCCGUCUUCGAUGGACUCUUCGACUUUUGCGCAAUGUACACGGGCGCUUCCCUUGAGGGCGCACAGAAACUAAACCACAACCACAGUGACAUAUGCAUCAAUUGGUCGGGUGGACUGCAUCAUGCCAAGAAAUUUGAGGCAUCCGGAUUUUGCUACGUCAACGAUAUUGUAAUUGGCAUUCUAGAGCUGCUGAAGUAUAAUCCGCGAGUUCUCUACAUCGAUAUUGAUGUGCAUCAUGGCGAUGGAGUACAGGAAGCAUUCUAUUUAACGGAUCGCGUAAUGACAGCAUCCUUUCACAAAUAUGGCAAUUACUUCUUUCCGGGCACUGGUGAUAUGUAUGAGAUUGGCGCCGAGUCUGGUCGCUACUACAGCGUUAAUGUGCCUCUCAAAGAGGGUAUCGAUGAUCAUAGCUAUUUUCAAGUGUUCAAGCCAAUCAUUUCAGCGAUUAUGGACUUCUAUCGACCUACAGCAAUUGUGCUACAAUGUGGCGCCGAUUCAUUGGCUGGCGAUCGUCUUGGCUGUUUCUCGCUAAGUACUCGCGGCCAUGGAGAAUGUGUUAAGUUUGUAAGGACGCUAAAUGUGCCCACAUUGGUUGUGGGUGGCGGUGGUUACACUUUGCGAAACGUUGCACGCUGUUGGACACACGAAACGUCGCUUCUAUUGGAUCAGGAAAUCUCAAAUGAUUUGCCUCCAACUGAGUACUAUGAUUUCUUUGCACCUGACUUCACAUUACAUCCGGAAGUCAAUUCGCGACAGGACAAUGCUAACUCCAAACAAUAUAUGGAACUGAUCGUAAAACAUGUGUACGAAAAUCUAAAAAUGUGCCAGCACUCGCCAAGCGUGCAAAUGGUUCAAACACCGCGAGACGUUGACCUCGAGGAGCUGCGUAUGAGAGAGGAAACAGAUCCAGAUGUGCGCAUGUCACAGGCGGACGAAGAUAAAAUGGUCGAUGCAAAGAACGAGUUUUACGAUGGCGAACAUGAUCACGACAAACCCGAUUCAGUGGAAAGUUAAUACUUAUACACAAUAG
Messenger RNA from Drosophila hydei, 1767 nucleotides. RefSeq names its product histone deacetylase 3 (gene HDAC3). NCBI's taxonomy places the organism in Eukaryota, Metazoa, Arthropoda, Insecta, Diptera, Drosophilidae. The transcript has 3 exons. The record is from RefSeq and is a predicted model, not a curated record. Gene Ontology annotation, molecular function: histone deacetylase activity. The coding region runs from base 441 to 1751 and encodes 436 amino acids.